Molecule: messenger RNA, 899 nt
Organism: Theobroma cacao (cacao)
Lineage: Eukaryota; Viridiplantae; Streptophyta; Magnoliopsida; Malvales; Malvaceae
Product: putative E3 ubiquitin-protein ligase ARI3
Biological process (GO): protein ubiquitination
Molecular function (GO): zinc ion binding; ubiquitin-protein transferase activity
Source: RefSeq, a predicted model, not a curated record
CCUAACAUGGGAAACACGCUGCAAAAGCUCCCACAAAACCAAAAAGCUGAAAUAUCCGAACCACCAAGCCAACAAGAUGAAAUAUCCGAAUCACAAGAGCCUGAUUCAGACUUCACAUGUGAGAUCUGCAUCGAAAUUGUCAGUGCAAACAACAAGUUCAAGAACAGAAGCAUGUGCAAGCAUGAUUUCUGCUCCGACUGCAUAGCUAAAUAUAUUGAAGCGAAGGUGCUGGAAUACAAUAUCGCCAAUAUCAGCUGCCCCGCCCUUGACUGCGAGUUUUCACUGGACCCGAUUUCUUGCAGACCUGUCAUCUCAAACCAUCUCUUCAACAAAUGGUGCGAUCUUCUCUGCAGUGCAACUGUUUUAGAGUACUACUCUGACAGGUCCGUUUACUGUCCCUAUAGAGAUUGCUCAGCUUUGAUCGUGAACGAGUGCAACGAUAAGGUAGACAGGUCUACCUGUCCGAACUGCAAGAAGAAGUUUUGUUUUCGAUGCAAGAGUCCAUGGCAUGCGGGUUAUGGAUGUAGGGAGAAGAGAACGUUCAGAGAUAAGAACGAUGUUCUAGCUGGACAGUUGAUAGAAAAAAUGAAGUGGACUAGGUGCCCUAAGUGUGGAAAUGCUGUGGAGCGAAAGGGUGGCUGUAUGUUAAUAGACUGCAGAUGUGGGAAUUUGUUUUGCCAUGCAUGCGGAAAAGAAAUCAACCGUAGUCCACCAACAAUUUUUUUCACUGGCGUUCGACAAGCUUGCUGCACCCAAGUGCGUCGAUUCGAACUUCUCUUUUUAACAUUUCGUUUAAUUGUAAUAUCGGUACUGUUUUUAAGUUUUAUAAUUUUAAUCGUUCGAAUUUCUUAAAUUAUGUCUUCUGUUUUUAACUAUUUUAGGAGUAUAUAUAGAAUGUG